AUGGUCGGAAAUCGCGGCACUUACGAAGAAAAACUUUCAACGGACCGAAGACGGAUCUGUGAUUUUAGAUUGGGCAGUGGCUCCGAAGACAGCAAAAAUGGACCCCCACCGGGCGUCCCGCUUUAUCAAGAUACAGGGCAAGGACGCUUUUGCUCUGAUUCAACUACUGCACACGUUGCGCCCGGAAGAACGUCUAACGAAGCUGACGACCACCGACGUAGAACGCAUUCUGCCUCCUUACGGGGCCACGGCUCACUCCAUCAAGCGCGGUGCAUUGAGGCACGCGACAGAAUUGGUCGAGGCGCACGGUAUGGAUUCACACGUGAUCGCUCAACUCGCAAAACACGUGGAUCCUUUCGAUCUUCCGCAGAACACGGCGCGUUAUCUGGGGCGUUACACGACCUUGCUCACGAAGGUGUCGUCGGUGGUGGAGAUGAUGUAAUACGCGAUUUCCAAAGGGGUUUCGAGCCCUGGAUUCCUCCCGGAAGGGGGCCGCAGUACCAUCACACGUCGACAGCAGAUUACCCGCAUUGCUUCAGCAGAGGAUGA
This is a messenger RNA of Trypanosoma theileri, 549 nucleotides long. RefSeq lists its product as uncharacterized. The record is from RefSeq and is a predicted model, not a curated record. Lineage: Eukaryota; Euglenozoa; Kinetoplastea; Trypanosomatida; Trypanosomatidae. The coding region runs from base 1 to 549 and encodes 182 amino acids. The transcript has a single exon.